Molecule: messenger RNA, 3360 nt
Organism: Pogoniulus pusillus (Red-fronted tinkerbird)
Lineage: Eukaryota; Metazoa; Chordata; Aves; Piciformes; Lybiidae
Gene: RNF166
Product: ring finger protein 166
Exons: 6
Coding region: 21-755 (244 amino acids)
Biological process (GO): ubiquitin-dependent protein catabolic process; protein polyubiquitination
Molecular function (GO): ubiquitin protein ligase activity
Source: RefSeq, a predicted model, not a curated record
CUGUCGCCGCCGCCGCCGCCAUGUUCCGGAGCCUGCUGGUGGCGGCGGCGCAGCGGCCACAGGCCCCGGCUGGAUCCCCUCGGUCGCCGCUGCCCCCCGCCGGCCCCGCCACCGAGGCGCUGGAGGCCCAGUUCAGCUGUCCUAUCUGCCUGGAGGUCUUCCACCGCGCCGUCGGCAUCGCGGGCUGCGGGCACACGUUUUGCGGGGAGUGCCUGCAGCCCUGCCUCCAAGUGCCGUCCCCUCUCUGCCCGCUCUGCCGCAUGCCCUUCGACCCCAAGAAGGUGGAGAAGGCUUCCAGCGUGGAGAAACAGCUCUCAUCCUACAAGGCUCCCUGCAGAGGCUGCAGCAAGAAGGUGACCCUGGCAAAAAUGCGCUCUCACGUCUCGUCCUGCGCGAAGGUGCAGGAGCAGAUGGCCAACUGCCCCAAGUUUGUUCCAGUUGUCCCCACGUCCCAGCCCAUCCCCAGCAACAUUCCCAACCGCUCGACGUUCGUCUGCCCAUACUGCGGGACCCGGAACUUGGACCAGCAGGAGCUGGUGAAGCACUGCAUGGAGAACCACCGCAACGACCCCAACAGAGUGGUGUGCCCUGUCUGCUCAGCCAUGCCCUGGGGGGACCCCAGCUACAAAAGUGCCAACUUCCUCCAGCACCUCCUCCACAGGCACAAGUUCUCCUAUGACACCUUUGUGGACUACAACAUCGAUGAGGAGGCAGCGUUGCAGGCUGCCCUGGCACUGUCUCUGUCUGAGAACUGAGGCUGACCACGAGCAUCGCUUUGGAACCCCCCUCACCACCCUGACUCCUUUUGCACACUCAGCCUUCCUGCCAGGGAGGCCCAGACCUCAUCAGUCCCCCCAGAGACCCGCUGCUGCCUCUCUUCCUUCUCCUCUUUAGCCAAAGUCCACCUUGUUGAAGAAGGUGGAGGCUCUUUGGCAUCGUGCUGGACUGGUGAGAGCAGAGUCAUCCACCUGCUGCCAGGAGGAGAGAGGAAUCGGUACUGAACUCCUCGGUUGGGGUUUGGACCACUCCUCGGUUGGGGUUUCCUCUCCCUGUUUGGAUUGUCUGCCUGUACCCAGACCUAUUUAUUAGGAGAUGCUUUUUGGCACUAUUUGUCUCUCUGUUGCAGCUGAGUAGGUACCUAAACCUCUGAUGCGUUUCAUGCCAAAAUGCCCUGAUUGGCAUGGAAUCAUCCACCUCCUCCCUGAAAGGGAAGGAAGCAGCACGGAGCAUCUUGGUCUUGUUUGGUUUUGAUUUUUUUUUUAAGACUACAAAGCUAUUUCCAGAGACAUCAGCAGGCAGGAGCUGCCUCUUUGCCUGCUGCUGCCCGGGUUGGGUUGAAUCCCCGGGGCAAAAUGAUUGCCCUCGUGUGCAGCGGGUUCGGAGGAGUCCGUUUGGAUGGCAUCCAGUGAAACUCCACUUCCUUCUUUUGUACCAGCUCUUGUGAUACUGAGCUCUUGCUUUUUAUUUUCUACAUGUCCUCGGUGUGAUGCCUUUUUCCACCUUUUGUAGAGCAAGGACAGAAGCUGUUAACUCUUCACGCUGCAAUAUCUGUCACGGGGGACCAGUAUUUUUAUGGAGCACUAUUAAGAGAAGUUCUAUUUUUUAAAGCAAACCCCAAGCAAACCAACAGGCUGCGGCUGUGAAAUCUGCUGGCAAGCAGGACCCAGACCCUGGGGCUGGCAGGUGGGACCAUGGGGAGCAUGUGCAUCCUCUCUGGUUGUUUCUGGGCUCUUCUCUUUUGUUGCUGUGUUCCUUUGUGGGCAGGCGGUGAUGGAGGAGAGGCUGGGUCAGAGCAGCACCUUGUGGGCUGGAGGAGCUGGUGCUGAGCUGCCUUUUUGAGGAGCAGCAGUAGCAAUUGUAUUGUGACCACUAACCUUUGGGGUGCAUUCUACCUACUUAAUGCUCUCUGAGGUACAUUCUUGGGGUCAGUAACCCUCUCUGGGGCACAUUCCCCUGCCCACUAACCCUCUUUGGGGUGUCUUCUGCCCACUGGCCCUCUCUGAGGCAUGUUUUCUGCCCACUAACCCUCUUUGGGGUGCCUUCUGCCCACUAACCCUCUCCAGGACAUGUGUUUGAGCUCUUGAUGGCUUAAUCUUGCAGGCAGAGCUCCGUGGCAGUGCUGGAUGUGGCCAUGGGCAGGGUGUAAUCCAGCGUGGUGGCUUUCCAGAUGGUAUUCUGCAGUAAUCCGGAGCAGGCAGGUUAGUUGUGGCACGCUGACGCUUGGUCUGGGUGAUGGGUCUGCAGGAGGGAUAUCUGCCCACUCAAGACCCCAGUACUGAGUGUGUCAUCCCCCUGAAACGGGAUUGUGUCUCCCUCUUCCUGGGAAUAUGGCACAACUGGGCAGAUGUUGAUCCAAGAGGUGCUCCGCAGCAUCCUGGUGACCUGUCCCUCCUGAUCCUUUGCCUGCUGCUUGUGGAGUCUGCUGGGCUGGGUGAGGGUGGCAGAAAGAUCUGUCAUGACCCAUCUGAAGGGUCGUUGCUGGUGCUGGGGGUGAGGAGCUCUGUGCUGGGGCCCUCCCACCCCUCAAGGUCACAGCAGUGACGGGAUCAGCCCAAAGCUCUGGGUGAAGGAACCGCGAGCAUGGGUGAGCAAUCCCUCUGCCCCUCUCUGGAUGGGUAAGUGCCCUUCUGUGGUUUCUCCAAGGCCUGGCUCUGGCUCUGCUCUAGCAAUACCCUCUUAUUUUGUACUUUGGAUUCGAUCAGUACUGGCUGUGUUUCGGGGGCUUUGAAGCUCCCCUGUGCCACUGGCAGCCCUACAAGUGGGCAGAGACCAUUUGCUCUCCUAGCAGAGGGCAGGGAAAGGGCUGGAGCUGCUCCACUCCCCUCCACUGAGCUAGGCUAGCAAGGAGGGAUGAGAUCUUCUAUUACCAGCCUGACACCUGCCCAGCCCAGGAGAUGCCCUUGAUGCACCCAAGAUCAUGGGUGGGCAUCUCCCUGAAGGGGCCCAGGAGGGUUUUCCUAUCCCAUCCUCAACUGGGAUCCUCUGUUCCUGGGGCAGCCUCCACCAGAACUGUCUUACUCCUCUUCCUCCUCCUCUUCUUUUGCCCCACAGCACCAGAGCAGGGGCAACAACGGCUGCUUUUGUAAAGCACUUUAAGGUCCAGGCUGCAUGGGCGGCUCCUGCUUGUCCUCUCUUGGCAGGGGCUCAGUUGUGCCUGCUGCCAGCUGGGCUGUGCCCUGCCAGGAGCUCCGCCGUGCCGCCGGCCGUGCUCGUGUCAGUGUUAGCCACCACUUUUUUUGCAGAACUUGAACUUUUAACUAGACCCUACUGUUUUUUGAAGAAGAAGAAAAAGAAGAAGAAAACAGACAACCUUCUUUGUAGCAAAGCAUUUUUUCUCAAUAAAGGCAGUUUCAUCCACCA